AUGGUUGUCUCGAUUGCAGAGACCAUCGCGCACACGAGGAAGGAAGCGACGCGGAGGCAGCGCAUCGAGGCGGAACAACGGAGACGCGACGAGCUUCGCGACGGGUAUGCGCGGUUGAAGGAGGUGUUGCCCGUGUCCAACCAGAAGAGCAGCAAGGUGUCGCUCCUAGAGCGAGCUACAAACCACAUCGUCCAGCUCGAGAAAAUGAAUCAACAAUUGCAGAAACGUCUGGCUACAAUCGAAGCAGAGGUUAUGAGACUCCGCUCUCUUAAUGAGAAGAUUUCUCUGGGGAACACGCCUUCUCCGAUGUCAAUGGGUGUUGACGCCCGGCCCUUGUCUCCCCCGCCGGAAGGCUCUGCGCCUGGCCACUCCCUCACUUCGGUAUCAGCCCAGGAGGCGCCUCGCGAAGAAUCGAGCCCGUCUCCAUCUGACGGCGGGUACUGA
Messenger RNA from Heterobasidion irregulare TC 32-1, 444 nucleotides. RefSeq lists its product as uncharacterized. The transcript has 2 exons. Bases 1 to 444 code for a protein of 147 amino acids. NCBI's taxonomy places the organism in Eukaryota, Fungi, Basidiomycota, Agaricomycetes, Russulales, Bondarzewiaceae. Gene Ontology annotation, molecular function: protein dimerization activity; DNA-binding transcription factor activity. The record is from RefSeq and is a predicted model, not a curated record. Gene Ontology annotation, cellular component: RNA polymerase II transcription regulator complex. Gene Ontology annotation, biological process: positive regulation of transcription by RNA polymerase II.